Entelurus aequoreus (snake pipefish) is the source of this 3927-nucleotide messenger RNA. RefSeq names its product cell adhesion molecule DSCAML1-like. Gene Ontology annotation, biological process: dendrite self-avoidance; axon guidance; homophilic cell-cell adhesion. NCBI's taxonomy places the organism in Eukaryota, Metazoa, Chordata, Actinopteri, Syngnathiformes, Syngnathidae. The transcript is spliced from 7 exons. Gene Ontology annotation, cellular component: plasma membrane; axon. Gene Ontology annotation, molecular function: cell-cell adhesion mediator activity. The record is from RefSeq and is a predicted model, not a curated record. Bases 90 to 1640 code for a protein of 516 amino acids.
GAGGGGGGAAAAAAAGAAAAAAAAAAGCUGCCCCUCACACUUGCCAGGAUUGUCAAAUAUUUCCGAAAAAUAUACCUGCUAUUUAUGGCAUGUGGCUUGUAACUUUACUCCUGCUGUACUCUCUCCAAGAAGUACACAGUGAGGAUGUGGGCUCUACCAGGCUGUACUUUGUGAACGCCUCCCUGCAGAGGGUAACCUACUCCAGCUCGGUGGGGGUGUCCCUACCCUGUCCAGCAGGGGGCACCCCCAGUGCCAUUCUACGCUGGUACCUGGCCACCGGCGACGACAUCUAUGACGUGCCACACAUCCGCCACGUGUAUGCCAAUGGCACCCUGCAACUGUACCCCUUCUCGCCCUCCGCCUACAACAGCUACAUCCACGACAACGACUACUUCUGCACUGCCGAGAACCAGGCUGGCAAAAUCCGCAGCCCCAACAUCCGCAUCAAAGCUGUUUUCAGGGAGCCCUACACCGUGCGGGUGGCGGACCAGCGCUCGAUGCGGGGCAACGUAGCUGUGUUCAAGUGCCUCAUCCCCACAGCUGUGCAGGAGUAUGUCAGCGUUGUGUCCUGGGAGAGAGACACUGUCUCCAUCGUCCCAGCUAACAGGUUCUUGCUGACCUCCUUCGGCGCUCUUUACAUCUCAGAUGUUCAAAAGGAGGAUGCCCUCUCCACAUACCGGUGCAUUACCAGGCAUAAAUACAGCGGGGAGACGCGCCAAAGCAAUGGAGCCAGGCUCUCUGUAAUGGACCCCAAUGAGUCCUCACCCACCAUCCUGGACAGUUUCCAAGGAGGGGAGGUGUAUGCAGGCCAGAGUAUCGAGCUCCCCUGCAUAGCGGGAGGUUACCCCAGCCCUACUGUGCGCUGGCUAAAAGAUGGCCGCCCACUGCCCUCAGACGCCCGCUGGACACGGCGUUUGACAGGCCUGACCAUCAGUGACCUGCGACAGGAAGACAGCGGCAACUAUGCAUGUGAAGUCACCAACAGCUUCGGCUCAAAGGAAGUGUCUGGACAGCUUCACAUAAUAGAUCCACUUCGAGUGACUUUGUCCCCCAAGAACCUGAAAACUGGCAUCAGCAGCACCCUCUUCUUCACCUGCACUGUGGAAGGUUCACCUGAGUACACCAUCAGCUGGUACCGAAACACAGAACCCAUCUUCCCCGACCAGCACAUCUCCAUCCAGGGGCAACACAAUGACACGCUGCAGAUCACUGCAGCGCAGAAGUUCCAUUCUGGGGCCUACCAAUGUUUUGCUUCUCGCAAGGGUCACACAGCUCAGGACUUUUCCAUCAUUCUGCUCGAGGAUGGUACACCUCGUAUCAUGACGUCCUUCAGCGAGCGGGUGGUGAACCCCGGCGAGCCUUUCUCCCUCGUGUGCGAGGCCAAAGGAGCCCCGCCUCCCUCCAUCACCUGGACGCUAGACGACGAGCCUGUAGUGAGAGACUCCACCUACAAGACCAGCCAGUACACCCAGUCGGACGGCCUGACCGUGUCCCACGUCAACGUCAGCAACCCGCUCAUCCGCGAUGGAGGAGUCUACCGUUGCGUCGCACGCAACUCGGCCGGCAGCGCCGAGUACCAAGCGCGCAUAAACGUAAGAGGUGCCUGUCUGCUUUUCAAUAUAAAUGCACUCUACACCUGACUCUACACAAAUACAAUAGACAUAUAUCAAUUUACAAUAUACAUGAACUUAAAUCUACAAUCUACAGUAUGUAAAUAUAGACAUCAGGCGAGUGCAAAAUUCUAAUUUGAAUUGAGAAUGUCUCCCAAUUUCAAUUUCAACUGAGGUUGCAAACAUGAAGUCAAAUUGCAAUUCCAGUUUGUAUUGAAGGAAGUAGAAUUGAAAUUCCAUGAAAUUCCAGUUGAGAAUGUUGGUGUAUUCCAGAAUCAAAAUUUACAGUAUAUUCCACACAUAACUACUUUACAUAUUUAGUCCCUCAAGGAUUUCGCAAUGUCGCAAUCGCGCCUAGCCUCGCAACUAUGUCUAAAGCCCGCAACUUCCUCGCUUAUUUUUCUCCAAUCAAAUUUGUCUCUGAGCAGUGUUCAAACGUGCACUUCAACUGCCUAAUCACAACUUAUGUUUGUUUCCUGGGUUGACAAAGCAAGAACAGCAACAUAUAACAAUAUAUCCAUUAUUUAUUGCUCAUACAUCCUAAUUGUGCUCCUCCUGCUUUGCUCAGACCUACUUCCUGUCCUUGUCUUUUGCACUGCCACUAAGUCUUCUGGGUAGUGUAGUAUAUACAUUUAUUUCCUAGUUUACAUGUAUUUAUUUAAUCUUUAUUUAACCAGUGUAAAACAAUUAAAAACAGAUUUUCCUUUGCAAUGCUGACCAAGCAAAGAGGCAACAUUUACAUGAGAGAUAUUGAAAUGUAAUGAUAAUCUUUCAAUACCUCUCUUUUACCAACAAAAAUCAGCGCUAGCGCUAUAGAUUGCUCUCAACAGUUCACAAAUUAUCUUAAUGUGCAGGGAUAAAUGUGUUGAAACAUAAAUGAAUGUUUAAGAUGGACAAACACUUUCCAAGCAUAAAACAUACACUUAAAAUGUCUGCAACUUCUCGAGGACAGAGCAGACAGUGGAAAACAAGGAAGUUGUUUCUUUCUAUAAUUGUAAUUCAUUGUUACUAUUAUUAUUUGUGAUUACCGUAAUUUCCGGGCUAUGGAGCACACUGGUAUUUACACCACAUCCACCAAAUUUUAGUAGAAGUAUUGUAAAUAUAUUUACAUAUAUUAGCCGCACCGGACCAUAAGCUGCAGAUUGAGUAUUGACCGGUACGAAAUAUUUAGUAAAUGUUUAUUUACAUACCUUAAUUGUUUCCAAACGUUGUCUGUUACACGGCAGUAAAACAGCUGAUCAAACAAAACAUAAGUCAUUGUUAUGGACCCAUCUAGCUCACUAAUCUGCCUAGCAGACUCAAAACUCCACGGUUAUGUUUUGGUGAAUGCCCGUAACUGAAACAAUACAAAAAGAAUGCCAUUUUAAGUUAAUAAUACUAACACAGACACUUGUAAACGUGUUAGCAUGCUCGCUAAUGCUAACGACGCUAGCUUGGUUACAUUAUGAUAGCGCGUACAAAUAUGCAUGAAAACACUACAGACGUCACACAUGGGACGGUUUUGUAAGUAUUAAUUGUUUUAGUUAUAUUGUAAAACUUACUUACGUUGCUUGGAGUGAUGAAUGAAGAAUUAUUUCGAGCAGAAACUUUAUGGACAAAUGUACUUCUGGCACGAGACAGGAAGUACAUUGUCAACCCGCAGCACCUGCAUUGAGCAAAUUUGUCUAAAAGAUGGCGCCCUAGAACGAACAGUAACACACCUUUUCAGUGUCUCUGUCGGCGUAAUAUGAAAACUAAGUGUUAAAUACAAAACAUUAUUACCGCACCGUUUGAUAAGCUGCAGGGUUUAAAGCGUUAGAAAAAAGUAGCGGUUAAUAGCCCGGAAAAUACGGUAAUUUAUACAGUGCAGUAAAUUGGACAAUGAGCUCUGUGUAUGUGCUUUUACUGCCAUCUAUUGUCCACAAUACUUUUAAUUGUGUGUAUGUGGUAUAACAUGAAUAAAACAUCAAUACAGUAUUUGUUUUCCAUUUGUUGAAGUCCUCUGCUUUUUGUAGUUAAGAUCAUAAAGAAGACUUAAAACAUUUAUAACAAAUUCAUAAAAUCACAAGUUGACUUAAUGUUAGUGAAAAUAUGUUUUUUUUUGCUGCAACAUACUAAAAAAGCUGCCGCAAAUUCAGGCAUUUUAGGCUGCGACAACCACAAAAAUAUAAAAAAAUUCAGAAGGGACUGCAUAUUUCACAUGGAUAAUAGUACUGUGAACAUCAUGUACACAUAACAUUUUAAUUACAACAAAUCCACAAGUAGGAAUACAAGCAUCUUAUUUUAAACCUAUAAUUAAAUAUAAUGUAUUGUGGAAAAUACUACAUUUCCCAGAAUU